Molecule: messenger RNA, 9260 nt
Organism: Magallana angulata
Lineage: Eukaryota; Metazoa; Mollusca; Bivalvia; Ostreida; Ostreidae
Product: unconventional myosin-XVIIIa-like
Exons: 38
Coding region: 2204-8182 (1992 amino acids)
Cellular component (GO): myosin complex
Molecular function (GO): cytoskeletal motor activity; ATP binding; protein binding
Source: RefSeq, a predicted model, not a curated record
AAGACACUUUGCAGAAACACCUGAGAUACAAGAAGGAAUUUUGUACGGAAGACCCUUCAGUGGUGUUUACAUAUAGAUAGCUCUGGUGAUUUAGGGACAGCAAGAUGCCGACAGACAUUGAUAUUUUGUGCAAAUAGGGUUUUAUUGAUUCAAAAGGUGGAAGUCCUUCUGAAGAAAAAAACUUUUUUUUUGGAGGAGACCAAAUUAUCUAUUAAGGUGAUAGUCUGUCUCACUUCCAGGUUGGGUUUUAACUGCAUAUCCGCCGUACCUGUGUCAUUAAUUACUUUCAGAGUGGAAAAGAGGUAAGAUUUUUUGUGAAGUUGGUGGACAUCAAAGGAUGAAAAAGGAAAAUUUCGAGAUAAAAAGUUAUUGUGGGUGACAUGGUCACUGACAGGUAGUACUUGUAUGGGAUUAGAGUUACCAAGCAUUGCAUCUGUUAACAUUGUGGACCAGUUUGAAGAAGAUUUGACCCAUUAGCAAAUCCUUUGGACCUAUAUUCUGUUAUUUCAUUGAACCCAUUGGACAAAUCUGAAAGGAGACUAGCUAGAGUUCCUUUUGAGUGGACUUAAUGGAGAAAAGGGAAAGCAGGUGCUUUGGCCGAGGCUCAGGAGAAUACACAAGAAGUAUGGAUCAGUGAUCAUUGGCACACACACCUUUAAAUGUAUCCCCUGAACAUAUAGGCGAUUGACAGUUUAAGAUUUUAUCCACCAUUCAUACUUCAUAGUAUUGGGAAGAUAAUAGCCCCAUACCUAUUCAACAAACUUUUACAAACUCUGCAUUGAAAAGAUAAAAGCGUGAAAAAUAUUCUUUUGCUUCCUCCGUUUCGUCCAAGUUUAGUGUGGAGAUGUAAACAUAGCCAACCUGUGUUACAGAACGAGCUGUUCGACCAUUUCCAAGCUUAUUUCUCUGGAACCUUUUUGGACAGGCGAUGGUUUAAAUUGGAAAAUUUUUAUUUGACCAUACUUGGACCUAAUCUAUAAUGAAAUGGAUACUCAAAUUGGCAGAUGUUUUAUCUAGUUGUGUGCUGAUUGGAAAGUAGACGUGCAUGUCGUUUUGACUCGGAGGAGAGUUUUAGCACGAGUGAUUUGACAGAUAACCGACUUGAUUUUGGAAAAACUACACCUGCGAGUCCUCAACCUUGUGUAAUUGGAGAAAUAAGUGUUCGUGCUAAUGAAUACAUAUUAACAAAAAUCAGAAACUUAGCCGUGUUUCAUUUUGUUUAAGUUUGAAAAGUUCCUGGACUGCUUUUAUUUACAUACUGCAGAGUGGAGUGAAAAAGUUAUAUUAUAUCAGAGUUUCAUAUUUUUGUUUUAAACUGACUUUUUAGGCACAUAGUUUUGUAUGUGUUCACAUUUUUGUGUCCCAAUUGUGGGAAGACUGACUAAUUAAGACAUAUGUUAAUUAAUCAAGACAUGUGUCCCAUUUUCCAAAUUUUCAAGCAGCUAUUUUAAGAGCAGUAGAAUUUUUUUUCUGUUGACCUUCAGAAGGAGCUAGGAAAAGUUGAACUGCAUCAAAUCCCAGGUUGUUAUAAGACACACAGAAGGAAGAUGCCUAUUACCUUUCAUAGUAAGAAGAGGAAUGCAUUAGCCACAUAAUUUAAAGAUCCUUUUAUCAUAAGUAGGGGUAAACUUGAACAAAGACCUUAUAGUAUGUGAUGAUUCUAAACAAAGCCCCGUCCUGUUACAAGAUUCGGGAUAAUUAUUGACACUCAGGUGCUUCUUACCUACCAUUUUACCUUUCCGGGGAUUAAAAUCUGGCGCUUCUUCAAAUCGGGGCUUCUGGUACAGAUAAAUUGUGAGGCCACAGUGUGCCGGAGAUAUUAAUAGGGCACUGGAGUGGGAAACCAUCAACAACCAUAAACAUCUCUGGAGCUUCUACAUUUUUUUUUUUUUUAAAGUAAAAGUGUGACAAAUGAAUUUUCACGGAUGCGUUAUGGUUUGAUGUGGCAUAAUUCAUACGGGAUUUCUUAUCAUUUACAUAUCUAGUGGAACAAAAGGUAUGUUCAAAUGUAAAGGUGUCAUGGUACGGUAAAGAACAUCCUUUUGAAAUCGGAGUUCAACCAUUGAUCGGUGUGGAAUUACAAUCAUAGAAUAUUUUAAACUAAGUCUUGCAGGAGACAAUUUUUUGUGGUUUGAUUUUACUUGGAUUGUGAUAUUUUUUUGUUGAAUUUUGAAUUUUCUUAAGAAAAUUUCCUGGAAGCAAUAUGAGCUCAAAUUCACAACGAAGAAGAUCAGGGGUUAAGGGAGAUGCUGCCAAAAGCAAAACUCAUUCCGAAAGGCCAAAAACACCUACCUCAGGGGGAGGGGGAAAUAGAAGGAAAUCGGAGCCUCCUAAAGGACUGCCCUUGCAGAACAAAUCUAAUGGACAUGGAGAUGACCUCAAAAAUGUACAAAUGGAUUUUCCAGCCAUAUCUCCAGGAAAUGGUGGAAAAUCCAAAUGGGAUAACUUAAGUCGAGGCACCAUUUCAUCCAGCCUAAAGAAAAGUGGCAGCGGAGCUAUGGAUACAGGAAAUCCAGAAAUGAAGAGAAGUGUGAGUGUGACGUUUGAUUUGAAGUCUGAUAAAGGAUCAAAACAGAAACUGUCUCAAACUGCAUCUGUUGAGCCCAACCAAAUGAAGAGAAGCACCAGUGGUGAACUUCACCAAAGGCAGCUUAUGCAAAGAUCAAUUUCAAAAGAGGACUUCAGAGCAACUCAGGAGGAAGUUGAGAAGAGAAUGCAUAGAACUGUCUCUUUUAAUGACAAUCUUGCAGGCUUGAAUUCCAAUGGGAAAGUUCCAGAGGUAGAAAAUUCAGUGAAACUAAGACAUCCAAAGGUGGAAAAUAUGAGUUCCAUGCAGGAUAGUCCAGAGGGUGGGGAGGUUGUGGUGAAAAGGAGAGGUGGAAAAAGACGCUCAGAUCCACCUAACAAGAGGUGGAGUCUCAAUCUUCCACUGGAGAGUGGAUCGGGUGUUGGAAGUGGAAGAGAUCUUAAGUCUCCUUCCAUCCCUGGAAGUAGAACAAGUAAAAGGAGAGUGCCUUCUGGAGAUUAUACAUCUUAUGCUCCUAUUUUGAAUGCAGCAACCAGUUCCUUGGAUUUGGAUAAGAUCAUUCAAAUGUACAAAGUUGAUGAAAAUUUUGCCAUUCCAGAGGCUCGCUCAGAAACAGAGGUACAGUCAGAGAAGGCAUGGCUAGAGGCAGAAAAAGUAUGGCUGGUUCACAAAGGGGGGUUUGCCUCGGCCAGCAUCGUCAAGGGGAACGGAAUGGCCCCCCUCCCCGAGGGACGAGUCCGGAUCAAGUUGGACCAUGGUGGAGAUGUACUGGAGGUGGAUGAAGAUGAUGUGGAAAAGGCUAAUCCACCACAGUUUGACAGAGCGGAGGAUCUGGCCUCGCUGAGAUUCCUGAACGAGUCGAGCACCCUGCACACCUUGAGACAGAGAUUCGGCGCCAAUCUCAUCCACACCUAUGCAGGAUCCAACAUGGUGGUGGUCAAUCCCAUGCACCAGAUGUCUAUAUACUCUGAGAAGGUGAUCCAUGUGUUCAAGGGAUGUAAGCAGGAGGACAUGCCGCCCCACAUCUACGCCAGUGGGCAGAUUGCCUACAGAGACAUGCUGAACAGUCGCAGGGAUCAGUCCCUCAUCAUGAUGGGCCGAAGUGGCAGUGGCAAGUCGGUCUGUGCCAAACACAUCCUGUCCUACCUGACCCUAGCGGCAGGCAGUGUCAAUAACGUCCUGACAGGAGAUAAACUUAAUGCAAUCUCGACAUUGAUGGAUGCCUUUGGAAACAGUAGAUCCAUUCUGAAUACCAAUGCCAGUAGAUACGGACAACUCACAACUCUGGAUUUUGAUCACUCGGGCCAGAUUGUCUCUGCUUCCAUCCAGGUGAUGCUGUUUGAGAAGACAAGGGUGGUGAGGCGCCCAGAAGGUGAACCCAGCUUCCACGUCUUCUACCAGAUGUUGGCCGGACUGGACUCCAGUCUCCGGAACGAACUCCAGCUCAAUGCCCUGGGAGAUCCCAACCUCUUCAUGACACCUCUGCAAAGGAAUGAAGAUCGUCAAAGAGCUGCCGCUUCAUGGAGCAAGAUUUUCAACGCCAUGGAGGUGAUUGGGAUGUCGGAUGAGGAGCGGAGGUCGAUCUGCUACAUCUUGGCUGCCAUCUACCACUUGGGUGUAGCGGGCGCAGUGAAGGGACAGAACAACAAGCCACAGUUUGCCCGGCCCGCCGCGGCCCUGAAGGCCUCACAGCUGAUCGGAAUCACACAGGAGGAGCUGGCCAGGCAGAUCUUUGCCUCAGGGGGAUCCUCAACCCUCAGUAGGAGCACCUCGAUGAGGAUCAAUAGACCUAUAGGGGGAAGCCCAGCUGACAAGGGUCAAGGUGACUUUAACACUAAUGCUAUGGAGGCCCUGGAGGGUUUUGUUAUUGGUCUGUACUCUGCUGUGUUCAAUGCCAUAGUGUCUCUAAUAAACAGAUCCAUGUCUUCAAAUAUUCGUACUUCCACUUCCUUGACUGUGGUAGACCUGCCUGGGUUCCAGAACCCCGCGACGUGCGGACGUAACUCGGGGGCCACGUUUGAGGACCUCUGUUACAACUACGCCCAGGAGAAGAUUCAGAUGUUGUAUCACGAUCUGACCUUCACCCUCCAACAGGACAGAUACAGUCAGGAGAAUGUUGAUUGUGACUUUGAGUUUGUCACCAGUAGUCCAGCAGCAAUGGUCUCCCUCAUUGAUAAGCCAGCCCAGCAACUCCUGCAACCUAUUGGCAACAGGCAUCAUGGGAUUGAUUCCCAUCAUUCAAAUCAUGGUCAUUCCCAUCAUGCAUCUGAUGAGGUCAGGACAUCUUCCCAGGAAAUAAAGGAGAGUGAUAAGAAGGGGUUGUUGUGGAUUCUGGAUGAGGAAGCCAUAUUUCCAGGGGCUACCGAGGACAGCUUCAUGGACAGGCUCUUCACUCAUCACGGAGAACAGAAAGUCAAAAAAGACAGUCUGUUGAGGAAAGCCUCAUCCAUAGGGAACACCUUCAUACUGAAUCACUUCCAGGGAACUAACCCUGUCCAGUACAAUGCCAGUGGCUGGCUGAAGGGCUGCCGGGAGAACCCUCUCAUCAAGACAGCCAUACAGGUCCUGCAAGACUCAAAAAGGCAAAACAUCAAUGAGUUGUUUAACACAGUGAAGGCCCCUGUAGCUGGGAUGGUCAGUGGUUCCAUUGUGGGAAUGGAGGGGACGACGUCUCUCAAGAGAGUGGGCAGCAUGCGACGCACAUUCAUGUCAGGGACAGCUGGUCUCAAAAAACGCUCAAUGUGUCUUCAAGUCAAAUUCCAAGUGGAUUCCAUUAUAGAAACUAUACGUAAAACCAAAUGUCACUUCAUUCACUGUCUCCUGCCUCAACACAAUGCUGGACUGUGGGAGCUCAAACAGGGGUCCUCCCCCCAGGACAAGCCCUCGGACGAAAACCUCAUGAACGUUCCACUUAUACGGUCCCAGAUCAGGGGAGCAGAACUUCUGGAGGGAGUCCGCAUUUAUCGACAAGGUUUCCCUGAUAACAUGGUGUUUGGUGAGUUCAGACAGAGGUUCCAGGGUCUGCUACCCCCCAGCAACCAACCCUCCAAGGAUGCUGACAUGAAACAGGCUGUAUUGACUAUCCUGGAUCAUCUGGAUAUUGAUAAACUGAACUACAGAGUUGGCCUAAGUCAGGUGUUCUUCCGCGCAGGUGCUCUUAACAGGCUAGAGAUGGCUCGAGACGAGAAGAUCACAGGAACAAUUGUCAAUUUACAGGCUAGCUGUAGGGGCUUCCUAGCCAGGAAGAACCUGGAAAAAUUAAAGGUGAAACAUAUAGCUAUCAGCUGUAUUCAGAAGAACGUCAGGAAACUGAUGCUGAUAAAGGACUGGUCUUGGUGGAAACUGUUCACAAAGGUCCAGCCAUUACUGGAUGUCCACAGAACGGAGGAGGAACUCAAAAAUAGAGAGUAUGAGCUGGAACAGCUGAAAGCUAAACUGGAAAAGCUUGAGAAAGAAAGAAAUGAGUACAAAACACAGUCUGAGAAGAUGGAGAACAGAUUAGCGGAAGUGACGGCAGAUUUAGCGGAGGAACAUGACACAGCAACCCAUGCAACAGAAAUGUUGGAGGCGGAAACAGCAGACCGAAUGCGGCUGGACAAAGAACUCAAAGAUGUUCAGUCAAAGUAUGGAGUCUUAAAAAGACAUGCAGAAAAGAUUGAAAUGGAGAUGACUCAGAUGCAUUUGUGGCAAGCACAAGCCAUGGAGGGAAUGGAUGAAGAUUUUGGUGAUGACUCCAUUUACAAGGACAGGUACGAGAGAGUGAUGCGAGAAACCACGGUCAGCAGGAAACGGAUGGAGAAACAGCACGAGGAGGAACUGGAGAAAGAGCAGUCACUGAAGAAAAACGUGGAAAGAAAGUUGCACGAGGCGAUUGAGGAUGCUGAGGACCAGAGGAGACAGCUGUCCGCGGCCAAGAAGAAGGCACAGCGUCUGGCCGCUGAGAUGCAGGACACGAAGCUCCACCUGGAGGAACAGAUGUCACGCAACAAUGACCUGGAGCGCAAGCAACGACGCUUUGAUGCAGAGCUGAACAAAUCUCAGGAAGAGGUCCGAGACGAGAGAAACCUACGUGAGAAGCUUCAGAGGGAGAGAGACCAACUCGCCUCCUCCAAAAUAACUCUGGAACAGGACCUACAGAGAAUGAAAGUGGAGUACGAAGAGAAAUCGGAGAAAGUGGAUCGUCUUAACCGAGAACUGAUGGAUUUAACAUUGACUGGAACCAAAGGAUCUGAUCAUGAGGUGAUGGCUCUGAAGAAAGCGAAGCAUGAACUGGAGUCGAAGAUCAAGGAUCAGGAGGAGGAGCUGGAUGACCAGGCGGGACAGAUACAGCAGCUGGAACAGACUAAAAUUCGGCUGGAGAUGAACAUAGAGCGGGCCAAACAGCAGCACAACAAGGAACUGGAAGAGAAGGAGGAAGAGAUGGAAGAACUCCGAUACUCCAUGCAGAAAAAGCUGAAGAAUUUAGAAAACCAGAUAGAAGAAGAAUAUGAUGACAAGAAGAAGCUCCAACAGGAAAAGAGGGACCUAGAGAGACAGAUUCAGGAGCUCAGUUCUAAAGCAGGAUCAAGGGACAAAGAGGGAGAGAAAAGGCUAAAGAGAGACUUGAUCAGGACCCGGGCUCUGCUGAGGGAUGCUGAGAUUGUGAUACAGAAGAACCAGGGGACAGAGGCCAGCAAGGCUCAAAUCAAAUCACUCAGGAACAAGCUGGAUGAUUCAGAAUAUACUGCAGCCGCUGCAACAAAAGCCAAGAAAACCAUGGAGCUAGAGAUUCAGGACCUUCAGCAGCAGUUAGACGACAUCUUCAGAGCCAAGACAGAGUCAGAAAACAAGGCCAUGGCUCUGCUGAGAGAGAAGACAGAGCUACAGAGUGAGUUGGAUGAGAAUGAGGAGGACUACAAUGAUGUGAUGAGGAAGUACAAGGCGGUUGUCGCGCAGGCCUCCUUGGACCAGAACAUGAUCUCCCAGCAGUCCCAGCAGAUAGAGGAGCUGUCCACUGACCGGGAGAGGCUCAAACAGGAGAUAUCAGAUUUACAACUGAAGAUUCAAAAUUUUGAAGACAAUUCAGUAGAUAAAUCAGCAGUAUCCAGGUUGGAAAGCAAAAUAAGAGACUUGGAGAACAAAUUAGAACUAGAAAUUUCACAGAAGCAUAGGCUAGAGGUACAAUUAGGUCGAACUAAGGAGCAGGUUGACAAGUUGGUGGAGGAGAAGGAGGGGCUAGUGACCCAGAAAACCCAGACAGAGGAGAAGGUGAAGGGGGUGCAGCGGCAGCUGCGGGACCUGAGGGAGGAGUUCUCCGACGCCCAGAAGAAAGAGAUGGAGGUCGCUCAGAAGAACAAGGAACUGGAGAGUAAGGUGCUAGACCUGGAAGCAGACUUUGAACAGAAACAUUCAGAUCUCAAGUUAGCCUUCAAGAGGAUUUCAGACCUACAAGCUGCACUAGAGGAAGACAUGUUAAGUGACGAUGAGCUAAUAUUAAAUAGUGACGAGUCGGACCUAGAUGACGACGAUUACCUGGGUGACCAGAGGUCGUCCCUGUACAACCACACAGGGUCCCACUACUCACGCUCACCCAGAAGUCUCUCCUCUAGUAGUACUCAGGACAGUGGCCAUAGUCCUAGACCUAUUCAAAUUAAUGGGGCUUCGGGCUAUGACUGACACAUCAGCAGGGCUUAGGUACUAUGGGCAAUGUGCAAAGACUUCCCAGCCUGGGACAAACAAAUAUAUACCUCCGAGAAUCAAAAGAAACUCUAUCCAGGUGCUUUAUCAUGGAAUACGGAGCCAGUGCUCACUCAACACUACCGCCACCCUCAUCAAGAGUCCAGGUCCACCGACAACGAGGACUCUUUGUUGUAGUUUUCUGAGAAGAAAUCCAUAGGAAACAAGAUUUUAUGGUUGCAGAAAGUGCUUUAAAUUUUCUCUCUUAUUCUUAUCUUUAAUUUUGAGCAAGGAAUUAUAAAUUUUGGACUUCUUAUUUAUUGUUCAUCUGUAUGUGUUGGGGGGUAAAUUGAAUUAUUUAACAUUAAAAAUGGUAUUAUCUGCUGAAGGCAGAUGUACAUGUAUUUGUGUAUGAAAACAUUUACAAAUCCAGCAUAUAUCUAAGUGUGUUCUGCUUGUAUCCAUGUAACUCUGUACCGAUUUAUAUGAUCCGUGUUCUAACUUCCGUCAAAAAGAAAAAGAAUUAACUGUGAUAUUUGUGUGCUUGUGGUAGAUGUUGCCACAGAAACUGAUAAACUAAUCAAGACGUGUAUUGUUGAUCUCCCUUGCCAACCAGAUUUACUUGUAGUGUAAUUAAAAAUCAAGAGAUUGGAGUAGGAACCCAAUAGGAAUUCUUAAUAGCUUACAUUAUGUAUACGUAAUUAUAGAUAGUGUAACCAAUUUAUUUAUAAACUAGAGUGGUUGUUACUUGUUAGAUCAUGUGCUGAUGAAAAGUACAUUCAAAAUGUAGAAAAUGUACUGUAUUUCUUCAUAUUUUAAGAUUAAUAUGUUUUGUACGUGAGAAGUGGCUGAAGGAAUUUUUAAGAGAAUUAACUGUUCAUAGUGAGUGUUACAUAAUUUGAUGAGAGAAAUGGCAGCGAAGACAAAGACUUAAGGACUCAUUUGUCUUCGGCUUUCAUUAUUAUGGGAACAAUAUACCUUUUCAUCCUUCCUCAUCUUCUAACAUUGUUUCCAGUUUUAAUCCUUGUUGUUAUUUUUUUUCAUUCAUGCAUUUAGAUAUAAACAAAUUGAAAUAUUC